AAUAAAUCUCUUUGCAAAGUGGUAUGUAUAAAAAAAGACAGAGAGGAGAGAGAGAGAGAGAGAUAAAAGUUGAGUUUGCUAUGCAUAUUUCGAUUAAGACGUUGGAGGGAAAGAGGAUAAAGCUAGAGGUUGAAGAUAGCUCCAACACCAUCGACCUCAAGAUCCAUGGAGAGCCGACCCGUGAAUUGGUUGUGGAUCUGAGUCCAACUCCAGAUACGGGUGCGAUCAUGAUGAUUUUUAUUAAGACUCUUACGGGGAGAACCAACACCUACGAGGUUAAGGGGUCUGACACCAUUAGAGAACUCAAGGCCAAGCAUGAGGAGAAAGAAGGCAUUCCAGUAGAACAGCAGAGGCUAAUCUUUCAAGGCAGGGUACUCGAGGAUAGUAAAGCCAUAUCUGACUAUAACAUCAAGCAUGAGUCGACCCUUCACAUAACGUUACAUCAAUGUGGUUGCUAAAAUGUAACUUGUUUUCAUUUCCUGUUUUUUUUGUUUGUUUUUUUUAUCGUUUCUAAAGACUUGGUGUUCGAUUUCCAAUCAAUAAAAUUGCAUGUUUAAUUUAUUCAA
Molecule: messenger RNA, 566 nt
Organism: Arabidopsis thaliana (thale cress)
Lineage: Eukaryota; Viridiplantae; Streptophyta; Magnoliopsida; Brassicales; Brassicaceae
Product: ubiquitin-40S ribosomal S27a-like protein
Exons: 1
Coding region: 24-458 (144 amino acids)
Molecular function (GO): mRNA binding
Source: RefSeq, marked reviewed